GCCGCCCUGGAGCCUGCGCAGGCGCGGGGGCGCCAGAGACUGAUGGCGGAAGUGGAUCUGGUCGCCGAGUUCCCCCAGCCAGCCGGUGCCGCGCGCUGGGCCGAGGUUAUGGCUCGCUUCGCCGCCAGGUUGGGCGAGCAGGGCCGACGGGUGGUGUUGGUCACUUCUGGAGGCACCAAGGUGCCACUGGAAGCCCGGCCAGUGCGCUUCCUGGACAACUUCAGCAGCGGGCGGCGCGGUGCAGCCUCGGCCGAGGCCUUCCUGGCCGCGGGUUACGGCGUUCUGUUCCUGUACCGCGCGCGCUCCGCCUUCCCCUUUGCCCACCGCUUCCCGCCCCAGACCUGGCUGUCGGCUCUGCGGCCCUCCGACCCAGGCCCUUCGGGCUUGCUGAGUCUGGAGGCCGAGGAGAAUGCACUCCCGGGCUUCGCUGCGGCUCUGCGGAGCUACCAGGAGGCUGCGGCUGCCGGCACCUUCCUGGCCGUAGAGUUCACCACUUUGGCGGACUAUUUGCAUCUGCUGCAGGCUGCGGCCCAGGCCCUCAAUCCGCUAGGCUCUUCUGCGAUGUUUUACCUGGCUGCGGCCGUGUCAGAUUUCUAUGUGCCUGUCUCUGAAAUGCCUCAACACAAGAUCCAGUCAUCUGGGGGCCCACUGCAGAUAACAAUGAAGAUGGUGCCAAAAAUGCUUUCUCCUUUGGUUAAAGACUGGGCUCCCAAAGCAUUUAUAAUUUCCUUUAAGUUGGAGACUGACCCCUCCAUCGUAAUUGAUCGUGCACGGAAUGCUUUGGAAAUUUAUCGACAUCAAGUGGUGGUGGCUAAUAUCCUUGAGUCCCUACGGUCCCUUGUGGUUAUUAUAACCAAAGACUCAGAAACCAAGUUAUUGCUAUCAGAAGAAGAACUAGAAAAAGGCAUAGAGAUAGAAGAGAAGAUAGUGGAUGACCUUCAGUCUCGACACACAGCUUUUAUAGAUGACAAAAACUGAAGUAAAAAGCCCAUAUAGGAUCAAAAAUUGUUCAGUGGACCAGGGCUCUUACGAAUGGUGAGAACUAGAAUAAAUCCUUUGCUUUCAUAAAGACAGAAAAUGAAGGGACAAAGCAGUGAGUGGUGUGCAGGCGAAUAUGGUUUGGUAUUUGUCUUUUAAAGAUCAUUUCAUCCUCGUUAAAAAUGAAAACAAAGGCAAAGCAGUUAUGACCAAACCACCUGACACACUCACCUAAAUGUCAACUUGAUUUUGAAAAUGAACAGGAGCUGUUUCUCACUUGUAAGAAAAAGAGCUUAUUGGGAAUUAUAUUCCUCAAAAUAUACAUAUGGGGCCUGACUAUCAACCUCCUUCAUACUAUAAAAAGGAUUAUGGAUGCAUGAAUGGCCAUGCUUUGAAGAUCACAUAUUUGUUGAUGCCUGCUAUGUGGUAGGACCUGAGGAUUAAAAAGGUGAAUGAACAUGCCUAAUUUGGGAAAUGGAUAUCUAAAAAAUUAAGUGCAAUAAAAUGUGUGCCCAAAAGCCGA
This is a messenger RNA of Equus caballus (horse), 1501 nucleotides long. It is a transcript of the gene PPCS, whose product is annotated as phosphopantothenoylcysteine synthetase. The record is from RefSeq and is a predicted model, not a curated record. Gene Ontology annotation, molecular function: phosphopantothenate--cysteine ligase activity. Gene Ontology annotation, biological process: coenzyme A biosynthetic process. Gene Ontology annotation, cellular component: nucleus; cytoplasm. NCBI's taxonomy places the organism in Eukaryota, Metazoa, Chordata, Mammalia, Perissodactyla, Equidae.